Aphidius gifuensis is the source of this 1639-nucleotide messenger RNA. RefSeq names its product nuclear hormone receptor FTZ-F1-like. Gene Ontology annotation, molecular function: RNA polymerase II cis-regulatory region sequence-specific DNA binding; nuclear receptor activity. The coding region runs from base 51 to 746 and encodes 231 amino acids. The record is from RefSeq and is a predicted model, not a curated record. NCBI's taxonomy places the organism in Eukaryota, Metazoa, Arthropoda, Insecta, Hymenoptera, Braconidae. Gene Ontology annotation, biological process: tissue development; hormone-mediated signaling pathway; regulation of transcription by RNA polymerase II. The transcript is spliced from 4 exons. Gene Ontology annotation, cellular component: RNA polymerase II transcription regulator complex.
AUAAUCCAGGACCAACAUCGUCAACUGGUACAAUACUUAAAACUAGUCCAAUGAUACGUGAUUUUGUACAAAGUGUUGAUGAUCGUGAAUGGCAAUCAUCAUUAUUUGGUUUAUUACAAAGUCAAACUUAUAAUCAAUGUGAAGUUGAUUUAUUUGAGCUAAUGUGUAAAGUACUUGAUCAAAAUUUAUUUUCACAAGUUGAUUGGGCGAGAAAUUCUGUAUUUUUCAAAGAUCUCAAGGUUGAUGACCAAAUGAAAUUACUUCAACACUCUUGGUCGGACAUGCUGGUGCUUGAUCAUCUACAUCAAAGGUUACACAACAAUUUGCCAGACGAGACAACACUUCAUAAUGGCCAAAAAUUUGAUCUUCUAUGUCUUGGUUUACUUGGUGUACCUUCUCUAGCUGAUUUAUUUAAUGAUUUAUCAUUAAAACUACAAGAACUUAAAUUUGAUCUGUCUGAUUAUAUUUGUGUUAAAUUUUUGAUGCUACUAAAUCACGAUGUACGUGGAUUGGUCAAUAAAAAACAUGUACAAGAAGGACAUGAACAAGUACAACAGGCGCUUCUUGAUUAUUGCAUCACGUGUUAUCCAUCAAUACCAGAUAAAUUCAACAAAUUGCUGGCAGUAUUACCGGAAAUUCAUGUUGUUGCAAGCAGGGGUGAGGAUCAUCUCUAUCAAAAGCAUUGCAAUGGUGGUGCACCAACUCAAACGUUACUCAUGGAAAUGCUUCAUGCUAAAAGAAAAUGAAAAUUUAAUUUAAUCUAUCUCGUAAGUCCCGGUUAUAAACCUCACACUAAUUACAAGAUGUACCUAAAGGGAAUAACAACAAGAGCACCAAUAAUUUAUAUAUUUAAUUUUUUUUUUUUUUCUCUCCAGUCAAUGGACCAAGUUUACAAACAAAACACAAAAAAAUUAAAUUAAUUAAAUUGACUCUUAAAUUCCCUGAAUUUUUUCUCUACAAAAAUAAUUGAAAUAAUUUUAAAGCUAAAAUUACGACAAUUUUUUUUAGAGAAAAAUCUAAACGAAAACGACAAAAAAAAAGAUUAAUCUAUUAUUGUAAAAACAAACAAAUGUUUUGAUAAUUUGAAUUUUACUUUAAAUAAAAGUGAAAAAAAAAUAAUGUAACGAAUUCUUUUUAAAUAAGAAGCAAGAUUGUUCUCGCUUUUAAGAGAAAAAAAAAAGGAAAAAAAUUAUAUAUAAAAAUCAAGUUUAGUUUGUAUGUAACAUAGAAAAGAAAAGAAAAAAAAAUUAUUAUUAAAAAAAAAAAAAAAAAAGAUAAUUACAUCUAUUUAAAUAUAUAAGAUAUAUUUUCUAUAUUUGAUGUUCAAGUUUUAGAGGUGUAACUGCAAGGUGUAAUAAAGCAAAAAUACAAAAUAACAUAAUUUAAAUAAUAAAUUUAAAUUGUAAAAGAAAAAAUAGCAAGUUGGGGUUGUCCCUCCUUCAUCAAGCAUGACGUCUCACGAGGUUGGUGGGCACGGGGGGUUUGAUGAUAAACAAAAAAAUAAAAAAUAAACAACAACAACAACAACAGGGAGAUAAAUGUUAGAAAAAUAUAAUUAAAAAAAAAAUAAAAUAUAAAAACAGUAAGCGAGAUGCCUUGGAAACAGUACAAAGGGUGGUUAGAUGAAUGUAAAAUGUUU